CUUAUCUCCCCCCAGUCGCCUACUCAGCAAGAACCCUCAACAAACACCAGUCUGUUGCCAACCCACCCUUUCAAGCAUCAUAUUCCUAUGACUUUCUAAGCCAUAUAAGAAUAAGCAGCCUGGAUAGAGCUGGAAUGUGGGAAUGGACACAGCUCUCUUAUCAACUUCAGCAAUUCAUGCCUUCAAUUUUCUAGUCUCCUUUCAUGUCAACAUUCUUUCUUGUCUUUUCCGUAAACAUUGAUGUCUAACAUUUUUUCGAGUCUUCUAUAGAUAUUGAAAUUACGACUUUUUUGUGACUAGAAAAUUAUGAAAACUUCGAGUCGUUAUAACAAUUUUUUAGGAAUCAUUUAAUGGAAUUAAAUUAUAAGCUUCUAUUCAUUUUGUUUUAUUUUCACACAAAAAAAAAAAAAAAGAAAAGAAAACUUGGUACGAGUUGGCAUCAUCCAGACCGUGUUACCAAAGCGAUCCCGGAAAACCAGGCUGUAGGCGAUACCUUCUCGCAAUUCCACCCUGUCGGCAUCCUGACGUGGCGAAUGCCUAUUAGGCAGCUGUCUUUCCCUAAAGAACCAAACCGCGGCCCCACCGUAGCCGAUCUAUCCCCCUGGCCCACCGCCACCGAUAUAUAUAUAUAUAUAUAUUAACAUCUUUCAUCUUCAACUCUUCAUCUUCGUCCGCCGUGAAUCGCGGAGCGGCCGGCGUGCCAUGGAGGAACAGAAGCCUCUGCUGCGCACGUUGGCGCUCUCCAAGCAGCACUCCUGGUCGCCGGACUUGCUACGUGACGAGGCCUGGUCGCGGCGCAAGGGCAACCAGAAGCUACGGCUGCGCCGCCGCAGCAGGAGCGUCACCGACGAUGACUUGGAAGAGCUCAAGGCAUGCUUCGAGUUAGGGUUCGGUUUCGAGACCAAUUCGGUUGGGAUCGAUCCGAAGCUUUCCGAUACCUUUCCUGCCCUCGGGCUCUACCACGCCGUUAACAAGCAGUACGCUCAGAGUCUGUCGAGGUCAUCGUCCUCGGCGUCGAUGGCGGUUUCCGACUCAGAUACGGCGUCGCUCUCGAGUGCCAGCCCUAGCACCAUAUUCGACGACUCAGGUGAUAAUCCGGAGAUGGUGAAGACAAGAUUGAGGCAGUGGGCGCAGGUGGUUGCUUGUGCAGUGCGUCAAGCUGCAUCGAACUGAAACCCUAGAUACUUUCAAUUCUCAAAUCAAUUUUGCUGUCUAUAAUUGAAUUAUAAUUAAAUUAACAAAAUCUACAGUUUUUUAAGUAGAAUUAGUGUGGGGGAAUUUGUUAAUUAUUUUUUGGGAAAGAAGCUUUUAUUAUUUAUGAUUCCCUGUAUACAAUGUUCACACGCGACAUUAAUCACUUAGGAGUGAACCUUUCGUGUUCGAAGAUGAAGAACAAAGCUGAGAAUUGCUCCCACAGAGCAAACAAAUCCCCAGACGAUGAAGGUCUGUCGAUGACAGUUAAACCCUAGGCAUUUGCCAUGAAUAUUGGUUCCUCUUUCUCGAUCAUAGUUGAGAGCAGCCAAAUGUCCAAACAGGAGAGAAGCCACGGGAAUGUUGAUGAGAACAAUAUUGUGGUUAACCGCCGCAUUCUCGACGCCGAACAGCUCGGCCGUUGCGGAUGCUGAAAAGGCGAUUAUGGCUCCAGAAGUGGCUCCCAGAACGGCUGUAGUCAUGUACAAGCAUGUGUUGUCGUGGCUUAUUGCCAGCAAGAAGAGUGAUGCUGACAUGGGGAUCAUCAGCAAGCCUAUCACCGCUGGCCUUGGUAGUAAUUUCCUCACCCUGAAGCAACCCAAAUUUGAAGAUUUACAAGUUAAUUCAUCCUUCUUGUGCGUGUCUAGAGGUUUCUCAGCAAAGAUGUUAAUUUCAUGUUUCAUUCUAAUUGGAGAUUCUUAUUUGAUUUCGUUGAGUAUCGUCGUAAAUUGAUGAUGUGAUAAGUCUUACCUUUACUCUUUGAGUUAAUAUAUAAUUAAGACUAGACAUACUCGCAGGUGAAGAUUAUAGAAAGACAAGACUUACCACAUCAUCAAUUAGCAGCAAAUUAAACUUAAUGGAAUUAGAUGGGUAUUUAGAAUUAAACCGGAAUAGAAAAUUAAAGGGUCUUUUGGUUGUGAAGAAUAUUUUCUAACAUGUCGUCUUCUAUGUUGUGUAA
Messenger RNA from Diospyros lotus (date-plum), 2149 nucleotides. RefSeq lists its product as uncharacterized. Lineage: Eukaryota; Viridiplantae; Streptophyta; Magnoliopsida; Ericales; Ebenaceae. The transcript is spliced from 2 exons. Bases 703 to 1173 code for a protein of 156 amino acids. The record is from RefSeq and is a predicted model, not a curated record.